Lolium perenne is the source of this 2951-nucleotide messenger RNA. RefSeq lists its product as uncharacterized. NCBI's taxonomy places the organism in Eukaryota, Viridiplantae, Streptophyta, Magnoliopsida, Poales, Poaceae. The record is from RefSeq and is a predicted model, not a curated record.
UUAGGGACAUGUAUGAUAAACUUAAGGACCUAGGGCCUGCUAACUUCUACUACUCCAGUAUACCUUGCUCAGGCGAGAACAGACCCAAUCGCCAUCUGACUAUCGAACUCGAGCUUCAUGUGAAGGAUGGGUCACAAGAGAAUCGACUCUGAGUGGAGGGAGGUACAGGUGAUCAAUGGCUAUGCCGUGCUCAUGGCAUACUCUUUAUUCGUGUUUAGAGGUGUAGGCUUCCUGGUGGUUACGUGGAGCACGGUGGUUCUUCUCGGUGGUUUCGUCUCCAUGGUAGACAAGUUUGAUUUCUGGAGUCUCACACUGAUUACCUUCAUUGAGAUACUCUGGAUCAAUAACUCCCAAGUCCGUGAAAGAUUAAGCUAUCUUGAUGGUCUCUUCUCGAGCUUGGGUACGGUGAACAGGCUACUGAAGCGUAGCUGGAAGCUGGCAGACGAUGACCCUGACAUGCCAGUCGUCAAGAAACUCGUUGUAGCGGUUCGUGUGGUGAUAGGGUGGGUUCUAGCGCCGGCUCACAUGGUGGUGUCGUACCUAUGCAUCAUCUCUCUGGGAUGUCUCAUGCUGUUUGGGAUGGUCAUCACCACCUGGAUUUCCAUAAUCGGUUUAAAGCACCCUGACUAUUACGGAGACGCGGAUGAUGAGAGAGCAAACCUGGAUCCGGCCUGCAAUAUCUUGUAUGUUCUGUGUGUGAUCCAAGGUGCAUUGUUCCUGCAUUUUGCCAUCUUAGGGUUUUCUCAGACAAGGAUAGUGAAACAAGUGAGCCGGGCAUACGGCUUCCCGGACGAUAAGGCGGUUUCAGGCUACUUUCAUGCAGUCUGGGCAGGAUGCUCAAAGAGGCCCUCCUCCGCCAGAGAAAGGAACCUCAUCACAUAUGCUAUAGAGCUCAUGGAGUCCAAGGAGCCUUAUAGGUGCCUUUCCGGGACACUCAUACUAGAGAGGCUACUCGUCCGGGAGCCUUCAGGCAAGCCUAAAGCUCCUCAUAGUAAUUUGACCAAAGGGACUGUUUUUGUGGAUCAGCAGCGGUCAGAGGAGAAUACAGGUGCUCAUUCCAAUACAGGAGUGGAGGAGCAACAGCAGAAACCGGAGAUGGUGAUCAUCGAGCAGCAACGCAGCUUGAUAAAGAAGCUCAUCGGGUCUGCAGCCUACACCCACAUCCUCCAGAAACUGCUGGAAACACUGGAUUCAAAAAGCUCCAACGACAGAGAGAUGAGGGUGGCAGCCGCGAGGAUAGUGGAGCACGUUGCCACAGGUGGUGGGAUUCGCCUGGAGCAGUUCCCACGAGGAAUCCAAUGCAUAUCAUCCUUGAUCAGCACGUUCCAAGAAUCCGAGGCAGAAUCAUCCGACAACCAAGACACUGGGCGGCCAUCCUCCUCGUCCAAAGUUAAGAAGAGCAACGUCGACAACACCAACCCGCUCCAAAGAUACAGAGAUCUAGUGCUGACGGGUUUUCGUAUCCUCUGGAGCCUUGCAGGCAGCGAGGACAACAUUAUUGUCAUAAGCAACACCAUACAUCUUGUCUCUAAGAUCAUGGCGCCUGUUACGCACGACCUAGUGCACCGCACCCAUCACGGUGUGUGGUCCACUAAUGUGGUAGAGGGAUCACUGAAGGUGAUUCUUCGAUUCGUGACUGCAAAGGGGGAGCCUGCAGUCCAGAUGCGUCGACAGAUCUCGAGCAAUGACAGAGCAAUUGCCACCCUGGAGACUAUAGUCAAGUGUAGGCAAUGCAAAGGCGGAGAGCUGCAGAUGAACGCCAUGCAGAUCCUCGCGCAACUAUGCAUGGUUAAAACUGCAAGCAGAGGUACUCUUACUAAGAUCCUUGGGGAUAUCUUUACUAACGAUGUUGAUAGCUCCAUCAGAAGUACGGCUGGUAAGACACUGGUGGAAUUGUUUCUUGGCGGCGAUUGUCUUGCCAGCACCCUAUCCGAGGCCACUUUUGUAGGUGGUCUCGUUAAAAUACUUCUACAAGUUGGGGACAAUGGCACAUGUAGAGAAAGUGCAGCAGAAAUUCUGGAGCAUCUAUGUAAUCACUCUUAUGAGAAUUGCGAGGACCGCAGUACACUCAAGAAUGCCAUGACCGAUGUGAUGCCAAAGGUGCUCAGAGAAAUACUACUUGGUUGUGGGUCCACAGGAAAGAAAGGAAAACCUGGGUAUGUCAUACCAGAAACUGAUGUCGAGAGUGGGAGGAAAAAGAAGAAGAAGAAGCAUAAGGAUGAGAAGAAGACAAUGGAGAAAAAUGCCUCCUCCUCUCGUCACAACAAGCACCACAAGUUGCAUGUUACCCUUCUAUCCCUCUGCGUAACGGCGUGUGAGAAACUAGACCUCGAUAUCAACGCUAUUUCGCCAGGAGAUGGAGACGAAGGAGACAAAGGAGAAUGCGUUGCCUUUAAUUUUGCGAUGAAGAUGGUGCAGCUGAACGGUGAACUCAUCACCGUCAACUGCCUGGCACUGAUGAAGCUAACCACCAGGAUGGUGAUAGCAGAGAUGGUGAAACACAGGGGCCUCCUCAAUCCAGCUGACCUGGAGGGCCACAUGUGCUCGCUGUCCGCCGUCUCCGAGAACAUGAUAGAUCUCGAGAGCUCCAUGGUUUUCGACACGACGUGGGCGACGCCGGCCGCUGCCAAGACCCCCGCUGCGACGCUCGCCGUUGACAAGACCCUGGAUGACCUCGUGAAAGAAGCACAGAAACUCCACGGUGAACUCAAGGAGCAGUACUAUCUGGCAAUGCAGACUGUCAGUUAAUUUAGUCUGGUGUUAGAGUUUCAAGAGUUUCAGUUAGGGGUCGAUUUCUUCAGCUAGCGUGUCAGCUAUCUAUCAGGUUCUAGAUAGAAUCGUUGUUUAGGUCUUUGAUCCGAUCUGUACGCUGCAACCGUUUAGCUCGCACGUCCAUUAUGGGCAUCAUGUAACAGACACAAUUGAUAUCCUUGAGAAUAAAAGGAAGAGAA